AUGGCACGGGCUAGGAUGUGCCGGCUGCUGCUCACGCUCACCCUCUCCGCCGCUUUGCUAGCUUCCUGCCCGCAUUUUGCGGCGGCUCAAGAUACGCCAUCACCUGCGUUCAAGUUUAGCAAUUACAUGCUCAAGAACUGCCUCGCUCAAACCGACGCGUCGACCAACAGCGUGCGAUCCGCCGACUUCGGCGACGGUUUCGCAUUCGGAGUGACGACGAGUGCGACGCAGGUGGAGGGCAGCACGAACAAGGACGGCCGCGGGCCGAGCAUAUGGGACGCGUAUUCAAUGAUGACCGGCGCCAUUGCCGAUGGAUCCAAACCCUCCGAUGCAACUCAGAGCUACGACCGCUACAAGACCGACGUGAAGUUUCUCAAAGAGAUGGGCGUGAAGAACUACCGCUUCUCCAUCUCGUGGCCGCGAGUUGUGCCAGCUGGUGUGGGUGCGUUGAACGCCGAGGGUGUACGCUUUUACAACGACUUCAUUAACGAGUUGAAGGAUAACGGCAUCGAGCCCGUGGUUACACUGUACCACUGGGACUUGCCGUUCCCUCUUGAACGCGACCAGGGGGGCUGGCUCAACGACACAAUUGUGCGAAGUUACGCCAACUACGCGGAAACGUGCUUCCGCAAAUUCGGGGACAGAGUGAAAACAUGGAUUACAUUCGCCGAGCCGCAGCAGAUCGCCGUGCAAGGCUACGGCACGGGAGGCAUGGCACCGGGCCGCUGCUCGGACCGCACGAUUUGCACUGCGGGAAAUUCAUCCUCCGAGCCUUACAUCGUUGCCCACAACAUUUUGAAGGCGCAUGCGUUAGCGGUCCAGAUCUACCGCCAGAAGUACAAGAAGCAGCAGGGCGGUCGGAUCGGCAUUGCGCUGGAUUGCGUGUACCACUACGCGGCUGACGAAACUCGGGCGAGCAAAAACGCGGCGCAGCGGGGGAUGGAAUUCGCGUACGGAUGGUUCGCGGACCCGAUCCGUUACGGAAGUUACCCUCGCUCCAUGCGUUAUUUCGUCGGCGAUCGCAUGCCGAAAUUCAACCGCAAGGAAGCGCGACGCAUGCGCGGCGCCACGGAUUUUCUCGGGUUGGAUUUUUACUCGGCCGUGUACGCGUGGCCGGGCAGCACCGCGGGAGCUGGAAUUCCGUGGACCGACGCGCGCGUCUCCACUUCGCCCCGUAAUCCUCGAACCGGCAAGUUUGUCGGCGAGCCGACCUCCUCGAAGUGGCUCUACGUGGCUCCCGAGUCCAUGAAGAACAUGCUGCUGUGGAUAAAGAACCGCUACGGAAAGGAUGCAGCUGUAAUCGUUACCGAGAACGGUGUUAGCGAGUACAACGUGCAGGGGAUCACAAUGGACAAGGCGCUGUGCGACGUGCAGAGGGUGAACUUCCACAAGAGCUACCUCCAAAAUGUACUGGACGCCAAAAACAACGGAGUGAAUGUGCAAGGCUAUUUCGCGUGGUCAAUGAUGGACAAUUGGGAAUGGUCGCAGGGCUACACGCAGCGAUUUGGCAUGCUCUAUGUCAACUUCACCCACCCACUCAAGCCUCGAUACCCCAAGGCCUCUGCCAUCUGGUUCAAGAAUUUCCUAGCUACUAGUUAG
Messenger RNA from Closterium sp. Yama58-4, 1599 nucleotides. The record is from the annotation of a GenBank genome assembly. NCBI's taxonomy places the organism in Eukaryota, Viridiplantae, Streptophyta, Zygnematophyceae, Desmidiales, Closteriaceae.